AAGAUCUUUUGUAGCACUAACGAAUACUAAAGAUAUUGUCGAUUAUUAAAACAAGAUUUUACCCACGGAAAAGGUGACACGGAUGUCCACUCGUCCAAUCGUUGGAAUCGACCUUGGGACUACCUUUUCCUGUGUAUCAGUCUUUAGAAGCGGAAGAGCUGAACUGAUUCCAAAUCCAGAAGGAGAUCACCUUACUCCUUCUGUUGUGUAUUUCGAUCCUAAGAACGGAGAAGUUUCAGUUGGUCGAAUAGCAGAAGAGUUAUCACCUCAGUGUCCCAGCAAUUGUCUUCUAGAUUCUAAACGUUUCAUCGGGAGACAAUACGAUGACGAUUUCGUUUUAAGCUACAUUAGGAACAACCAACAAAAUUUUUCGCUAGUUAGAGGACCCAAUGACGAAGUGGUUUUUGAAAUAGAAAUCUCCAACAGAAGAGUCACUAAGAAACCGGAAGAAGUUAGCGCAGAAGUUUUCAAAUAUCUGAAAUAUGCGGCAAGUGAUUACUUGGGAGAUGAUGUUACUGAUGCUGUUAUAUCCGUGCCUGCCUACUUCAGCAAUGCUCAAAGAAAAGCCACCAAACGAGCCGCAGAGCUAGCAGGGUUUAAUGUGUUAAAGCUGAUAACAGAACCGACAGCUGCUGCUAUCCAUUACGUUUCUGACAAGCAAAAAAAUGAUUCAAACAUAUUAACUUUUGAUUUCGGAGGAGGAACCUUAGAUGUGUCUUUGAUAAAAGUAAAAAAUAGCAUCUUCGAAGUAAAAGCUGUAUAUGGGGACACAUUACUCGGUGGCAGAGAUAUCGAUGAAAUCUUAUUUCAACAUUUCUAUAGCAAGUUGGAUUUGAAAAACCACAAAAACAAUUUUUUAACAAGGAAGUUCGAUCGUAGAUUACACAACAUGUGCGUCAAUUUAAAGAAAAACUUGUCAACCAGAAAAGAGUUUACAUAUACUAUAGAUAGAUACGACGGAAAGACAGAUCUUGAUAUAUCUAUGACCCGGAUGGAGUUCGAAGAGAUUAGCAAAGGCAUCUUUAAAUGCGUAGAGAACAUAGUGGAUUUAUGCCUGAUAGAUUCCGGUGUAUCUAAAUCGCUGAUAAAUGAAGUCGUUUUAGUGGGAGGGUCCACCAGGAUACCCAGAAUUAAAGAGUUGUUGAAAUCUUACUUUGGACCUGAGAAAGUCAGGACGGACUUAAAUCCGGAUGAAGCUGUGGCCGCUGGGGCUAGCAUAUACGCAGCGUACCUCAUGAGAGACCACCAGGACUUGGAAAAAUACAAGGUGACAGAAGUAACUCCUAUGUCUCUCGGCAUAAACUCAGCUGGUGGACGAAUGGGUUUCUUUAUACCUAGAAAUUCUCCUCUGCCAGCCGAAGGGCACCGUGAAUGCAUAACAACAGUUAACGAUCAGACAACCAUAAAAUUUUCCAUCUAUGAAGGUGAAAGAAAAAUUGCCCUUUAUAAUAAUAAACUGGGAGAUUUCGAGGUAACAGAUCUGCCUAAAAAACGUGCAGGAGACAUAACAUGUUCUAUAGAUUUCCACCUAGAUGAAGACGGUAUACUAAACGUAACAGCUACCGAAAAAUCCACGGGUAAGACUAAGAAGUUGGUAGUAACGAUGGGAGAGUUCCGAUUGAGCGACAAGAAAAUUAAAUCCUCCUUGGCAGAUGCGAAGGAACACAAAAUUGAAGACGAUGUUUUCGAAAAAUUUGCGAUUUUCAAAAUCGAUGCUCAGAAACAGUGUCGUCAGAUACUUUACGAUAUAAAAAGGAUUCCUUUAGAAAAGGACAGCAAUUACGUGAAAGAAAAGUGCGAACAAUUCUUAGUAGAUUCGAAUCUUUUGGAUUUCACCGAGAUUGAAAAACUGGAGGGGGUGUUCACAGUGUUUAACAAUUCAGUGUCGAGCAUCUUAAAGAAAUAUUCAAUGUUGCAAUUAAAACACUAAUGAACUCUAAAUAUAGUUUCUGAACCACGA
This is a messenger RNA of Anoplophora glabripennis (Asian longhorned beetle), 1960 nucleotides long. RefSeq names its product heat shock 70 kDa protein. Gene Ontology annotation, molecular function: misfolded protein binding; ATP-dependent protein folding chaperone; heat shock protein binding. The transcript is spliced from 3 exons. NCBI's taxonomy places the organism in Eukaryota, Metazoa, Arthropoda, Insecta, Coleoptera, Cerambycidae. Bases 83 to 1930 code for a protein of 615 amino acids. Gene Ontology annotation, biological process: protein refolding; cellular response to unfolded protein. Gene Ontology annotation, cellular component: cytoplasm. The record is from RefSeq and is a predicted model, not a curated record.